Molecule: messenger RNA, 1347 nt
Organism: Talaromyces atroroseus
Lineage: Eukaryota; Fungi; Ascomycota; Eurotiomycetes; Eurotiales; Trichocomaceae
Exons: 1
Coding region: 1-1347 (448 amino acids)
Source: RefSeq, a predicted model, not a curated record
AUGCAAGGCUUCGCUAAGUGGACAUGGGCGCUUGCCGCCAUGAUUGCUGGCCAAACCCUGGCCAGCCCCAUCUCAGUCCUUCCAGGACCUACCAAGGUCACCCCUGGAGGAGUUCAGGAUAUCAUAAUUACGAGCAAAAACACACUCAACAGCACCAGCAACGGCAGCUCCGGAAUCACCCAUGGCACUGAGGCCAGCAGCGGUGCCCUCACGGUGAAUGUUGUCAACAACCUCGCCGGGACAACUUCCGGGCAGGUAAACGCAUAUGUUAUUGGCAAGGUGGACAACGAAGUUGCCAUCUUGCAGGCUGACGGCUCAUGGUACUACCCGCCUGGUACAACCUCUGGUGUCCCUAUUACCAUCACCGAAGAUGUCUCCAUUCCCAUCGGUGCCGAGGGAACUACCACCACCCUCACAAUCCCAAGCUAUCUCAGCUCGGGCCGAGUGUACGUGGCCGAUGGUACUAUAACAUGGUACUAUGUCGACGAUGGCAGUGGUGGUCCUGGUCUUGUCGAGCCCUCCAGCAACAACCCAUCUGACCCCAAUGCUGAUGUCAACUGGGGCUUCUUCGAAUUUACCAACACGGAGGAGGGAGGCUUGUACGCCAACCUUAGCUACGUUGACUUCGUCGGCUUAGUCAUGGGCUUGUCUCUGACGACCACCGAUGGCGGUGUACAGACGACCCUUGGUCUUGCAAGUGACGCUGUCAAGACCAUCUGUGAAGCCCUCGUUAGCCAGACUGCUACCGAUGGCUACCCAUGGGCUAGUCUUUGCCAGACUGGCACCGACGGUAACUACAUCCGCGUUGCCGCGCCAUACGACUACAUCAGUACGGACGCAACGGCUUUCGAGGGCUACUUCGACGAUUACGUGUCCGAGGUCUGGUCAACCUACAGCACCGACCCGCUGAUCAUCAACACCCAAGCUGUUGGAAACAGCUCUUGCACCACCUCAGGCACCACCACAAUGACCUGCACAGGCAGCUCUGUGACCUUCGCCCAGCCCAGCGCCGGCGACAUCUUCGGCUGCGCCACCGGUCCUUUCCUUGUUGAUGGAAACAACUACGAUGCUGCCAUCGUGCCCCGUCUCUGCGCUGCCAUCAACCGGGCCACUUUGUUGUUGUCCGGCGGUGAUUACCAGCCCAGCCUUCCAGUUGCAGACUACUACACCGUCUCCCCAUGCAACUACUACAGCAAGUUUGUGCAUGAGAACGAGCUCGACGGACAAGGAUAUGCCUUUGGCUAUGAUGAUGUCACCCCCGAUGGUGGACAGAAUGUUUCCGGCGAGCUGGUAUCGACUAUCCCUGAGUCCUUGACCAUCACCGUCGGUGGUCCAACGACUGCCUAG